AUGUCUAGACCUCCUCCUUUGAAUCGACUAGAGUCAGCUCCUUCUAUCAAUUCACAUCCUUCAACAUUGCCUUUCCCACGAUCGGCCACUUCCACAGCUCCUACUCCUUCUCCUGUUCCUCCGGCGCUUGGCAGCCUUCCAUCCACCCCGACCAGUAGCAUCAGCAACCCCAUCGGGUCGUCGAAUAGAAAUAUGGGUGUCAAUGCAGCGUCAACUUCAGGUCCCGUCAACCCCGAUGCUCCUACGGGGACAACACUGAGACCGAGCUAUGCGUUGACCAGUGAUCGUGACAGGGAGCAACAGCGUGAGAGAGAGCAGAGGGAGCGUGAUAGGGAUCCCAAAUCCAUCUCAUUCUCCAACUCGCUCUUAUCUCGAACCAGUGACCCUUCUAUGUCGCAUCACUCUCAUCCUCAUGCUUCCGCUCACCAUCACCACCACCAUCAUCACCACGUGCAUCCUCGCCCACCGGGUUCAUCGUCCACUCCCACCUCCACACCCGGCUCUGACCGUCCUUCUCCAUACUCUACGACUCUCCCAUCGGCCAGACGGGAUCCUCCGCCCGUUCCUGGUCGUACUCCCGGCACGAGGCCACCUUCGGCGUCUUACGCCCACUUAUUCGGCAUUCCUGGUUUUCGAGACUCUCCCAGGGAAAGUCAAAGGAAUACAGCGCCGAGCCAAGAGAAUCGCUACUCGAAGCCUCCCUCUCCUAAGAAAGAGCCAGCUGUCAUACCUUCCGGGCCAUAUGCUAUCCAAUCCAAUCCGACCUCACCCACGGCUUCGCGUGCCGGACAUCCACCGCCAGGUCAAGCGACUGUGACAAGACCAUCAGUAUCACCACAAAUGUUAACCAUCACUCCUGGUCCUCAACCACCGACAAGACCGAACCUGUCCUUGCCCAGUCUCUCGACUCUGGGCAGUCGCUCCUAUCCCUCAUCUUUUGACAAAGAUGUUCGGGACGGAUCGGCCAGCUUUACGGGGGCUGACUCGGGAGCUCAUACACAUGGCAGGACUCUGAGUGGCAGUAGUAAUCGUGCGGAUCGCGAACCUCUCCCUGGUGUUCCAUCCCUGCAAGCUAGCCCUGGCAAAGGCCAAGGACAGAGUGGUUUACAGACUCAAUCUCAAACGUCGUCUCGAAAUUUCUUCUCCGGACCACCAUCCCUUGGCUUGUCAGCCAGGGAUCGAGAACUACAACGUUCGCCGUUGGCUAGGACUACGGCUCCUCCGCACAGAGAAGGGGAAAGAGACCCAGUGAUCUCACCCCCACGUUCCACUGUAGUCCCACCGCCCACAGCGACCAGCAAUAACACCGCUCCAACAUCCGGUGUCACUUCUGCACCUAAACCUUCUGUUCCCGGCGCAUCUCCCUAUUCCUUCUCUUCCACCCCUUAUACCUCCAGCUCGCAAUACGGCCCGUACCCGUCGUAUCCAGGCGCCGGGUUCGGUUUCACUCCAUACGGUUGGCAAGACCGAGAGCGUGACCGGGAUAUCCGGCAGCAAGAGAGGGAUCGUGAAGCACGAGAGCGACGUGAAUUACGGGAGCAAAGAGAAGCUGAUUGGCGACGUGAGAUUGAUAGGGAGGAGAAAGCUGCUCGUGAGGACCGCAUCAGGAAAGAAGCAGAAUUACGCAACCGUGAACAUCAGUCUGUCGAAAAACCUGUUGAGCGAUCCCUCGUCGGAGUAGAGACAAAACCUUUUCAACCUCCCCGUCAACCAUAUACUGAUCGUCGUUAUCGCGAACAAGAUUAUGAGGUGUCGGCCUUACAGCAAGUUGCACCGCAACGGGAACCUCGGCCGUAUGUCAUCAAAGCUGAACACCCCCGCGAGACGCAGAAAGAGCGCGAGUUGAGGGAACGCGAAUACAAUUAUCAACCGCGUGAUUCAAGAGAUAAGAGAUCGCGUAUGGAUGCUGCGGUCGAAGAACAAAGUCGACGUGGGAGCGCGGGUCGUAAGAGACGUAAACCCGACGAAGAGGUGCUUACCCAACCUCAACCUACGCAAUAUAAAGAUUUCACAGCUCUCACCACACCUCAACAUAAGAUUAUAGAAGUGACGUCUGGUCCCGUGGAACAGUGGUUGAAGACGAUCCCUGACCUGUCUAGGAUCGUAUCUAGACAGGUGUAUGGUGGGGCAGGGUGGACUUUUGCUAAAUCUAAAUGUUUGUCAGAUGAUUCACUAGGAGGUGUGAUCAUACUUCGCUUCGGGGGGAUGAUGUUGGGGAAAGGUUGGAAAUUACGAGGAGAGGAAGGUUGGGAUGUGUCAACUCAUGAUAUCCCCAAAGAUGGCAACGCUUUAGAAACAUCUUUCGCACGUACAGAGAUUUGGGGAACGGAUGUCUAUACUGACGAUUCCGACCCCGCUCUGUUGCUUGUUCAUGCUGGUUGGUUGAGAUGGAAAUUAAGCGGCGUAGGAGAUGAAGGGGGGGACAAAAGGAACGGGGAUGUGGUUAAUGUAACUGUUCGGAUAGUUCCCCGUUUGGUGAGAUAUACCGGGGUGAAAAGAAAUGGAAUUCAGAGUCGGAAUUGGGGAAAUGGGCAUGAUGGUUAUUCGGUAGUUGUAGAAGCUGUGGAGAGGGUCAAGGUGGGACCUAGUCUACUGGAAGGCAAGAAGAACCGUAAACUCCGGCUGGCCGAGUUUGCUAGAGAACGGGCCUUGUUAUAUCCUCAACAGCCAUUGAAGGUGAACGAGAAUGUCUUGAAUCGUCCUAUCUCACCGGACGAGGGAACUUGGAAAAUUGACGAGAUCAAGGAUGGCGAAGAAGACAAAAAUGUAUCUUUGGUCUUCGGUCCAUUGGGUAUCGGAUUUGUCUAUCGACCUUCAGCUUUGAAGGGAUAUUUGGAUUAUUAUCAAGACCCGGAAGACGGUGAAACGUCUUUAUGGACUCAUGACCUUCUUCUUUGGUCCGAAAAAGAUGGAUAUCGACUUCAAUUAAUCCCUUCUUCCACUCUUUCCUCCCCUCGAUUGAAUAUCAUACAUACGCCCCGUAAUUCAGGUUCGAUAACUAUAGGUACAGAACUAGCACCUACAGAAUUUCAUUGGCUCCCCGAAGGAUUAGCAGUUCGUCUAGAUGGGUCAAAAGGAAAGUUGGUGAUUGUGGAAAGUUAUAAUUGGGUGAAGAGGGAAAUGGAGGGACAAGGAAAAUUACCUUUUGCUUUGGAGAUCGCUCCUGUCGUCACUCCUGCUCUUACACCGACGAUUGAUUCUGCCCCUGUAUCGAUGGAACAAGUUCCUUCUGUUCCUAUGGUCGUUUCUGGUUGAUUUGCGGAGAAGUUGGUGGAUACGUCGAUGUGGAUGCACACGAUCGACGACGGGGAAAUCAAUGGAGAAAUAAGUGAACAGUUUGAUGUUCCGGCAACACGAACGACGACGAAGGGGUAGAUCCGACGAUACGGGUUAAACAAAUUCUUCAUGAAUCACCGGUCCGUACGGGUAUGUCGAAUGCUUAGAAACGUCAUGCGAUGCAGUGCUCAUUCGAAUUUCGUCUUCUCCCCAUGAAAUCGUGAAAAACAGAAUAUCGUUUGCGUCAUCCUCGUCAUCCCCGUAACCCGAUUCGAGUGGAGGUAGGGAUGAAUGGAUCGACUAUAGCUGUGCAAGUACUGAGAAGGACAUGUUUUGAUCCUAAGACUUCAAUUUGAGACCCAAUUUUCUCUUAAUACAAGUUAUAUACCUUGACUUCUUUCAACCUUUACCCUUAAACAUCCUCUCGGCAAAAUGGAUAUGACAAGCCCUGACACUACCAAUGGAGUUCUCGACAGCCAUGAUGAUUCCACCAAGAGCAAUGGAUCGUGCGAGGAGGCAAUGAAACAUAUGUACCAAGGGCUGAAGUCUGCAGUCGACGUAAUUUGUAAAGCCCUAGACGAUGUUCAAAAUCAUUCCAUCCGCGAUGUCGCAAACUCACGAUGGCGACAGCUUCAAAAAGACCGACUUGAAAAUCCUCGUUCUGUUCUACCUGCGUAUACUGAGGCCAUGACUCAACUUCAUACACCAGUGGCCACUCCCGUCACUUCGGAUCUACGAGAGCAAGAUGUCAGGGAUACUUCUUCCUUAGAUCAUACUGAUGAAGCACAACAAAAUCUUGCAGCG
Molecule: messenger RNA, 4080 nt
Organism: Tremella mesenterica DSM 1558
Lineage: Eukaryota; Fungi; Basidiomycota; Tremellomycetes; Tremellales; Tremellaceae
Exons: 5
Coding region: 1-3255 (1084 amino acids)
Source: RefSeq, a predicted model, not a curated record